Coregonus sp. 'balchen' is the source of this 4595-nucleotide messenger RNA. NCBI's taxonomy places the organism in Eukaryota, Metazoa, Chordata, Actinopteri, Salmoniformes, Salmonidae. The record is from the annotation of a GenBank genome assembly.
AAGCUAAGAAAAUAGGUGGGCAGGAAACAAUUUUGUUGCAAGAACCAUCGACCUAGCGAACAAGGCAGGAGCCCACACUGGAUAGAUAGAUAGAUGGAUAGCUAGUUAGUUAGCAAAUGCAGCUUGGAAAUUAAUCAUAAUGACAGUAAGCUAUAGAGCUAGCUUAGUUAUCAAAAUACUUAAGUGAACUGCAAUGGGAUGUCAAUUGCGCUACUCAUUUGAACAAAUGUGUAAUGUGGUAAUAUUAGCCAGCUAGCUAACGUGCAUUGCCAUUCUUAUAUCGCUAUCAGAAUUCUGAUUUGGUUAUCGCUCGCUGGAUUCUCUUACACAUUUUGUAAAUCAGGCUAGCUAACGUUGCUAGCUAUUUUUCAGGUGCAUUAAACUACUGUAUCUAUCAAUAAGGAGAAUAAUUGACAACCAUGGAAAAAGUCACGAAAAUACUGGUUCAUCUGUCGAAGAAUAAUGUCGCACCGCAAUGUGCACGUUUUGUGCAGGUCAGUUGUGCAUGUGCUAUGUUUUUGUUAAUUGUCACUUCAACACUAGCCAAAUGCCAAUGUCACGUGGAAUUUAUGAAAACGAGGUGCGCGUGGGUGCUAUGGCGGUGUUUGGUUUUUACUGUAGGACCAUUUUAAAGGGGUAGUUCACCCAAAUUACAAUAAUACUGUACAUAUACACUACAUGACCAUAAGUAUGUGGACAACUGCUCGUCGAACAUCUCAUUCCAAAAUCAUGGGCAUUAAUAUGGAGUUGGACCCCCCUUUGCUGCUAUAACAGCCUCCUCUCUUCUGGGAAGGCUUUCAACUAGCUGUUGGAACAUUGCUGUGGGGACUUUCUUCCAUUCAGCCACAAGAGCAUUAUUGAGGUCGGGCAUUGAUAUUGGGCGAUUAGGCCUGGCUCGCAGUCGGCGUUCCAAUUCAUCCCAAAGGUGUUCGAUGGGGUUGAGGUCAGGGCUCUGUGCUGGCCGUCAAGUUCUUCCACACCGAUCUCUACAAACCGUUUCUGUAUGGACCUCGCUUUGUGCACAGGGCAUUGUCAUGCUGAAACAGGAAAGGGCCUUCCACAAACUGUUGCCACAAAGUUGGAAGCACAGAAUUGUUUAGAAUGUCAUUGUAUACUGUAGUGUUAAGAUUUCCCUUUACUGGGACUAAGGGGCCUAGCCCGAACCAUGAAAAACAUCCCCAGACCAUUAUUCCUCCUCCACCAAACUUUACAGUUGGCACUAUGCAUUGGGGCAGGUAGCGUUCUGGCAUCCGCCAAACCCAGAUUCGUCCUUCGGACUGCCAGAUGGUGAAGCGUGAUUCAUCACUCUAGAGAAUGCAUUUCCACUGCUCCUGAGUCAAAUGGCGGCAAACUUAACAGCACUCGAGCCGACGCUUGGCAUUGCGCAUGGUGAUCUUAGGCUUAUGUGCGGCUGCUCGGCCAUGGAAACCCAUUUCAUGAAGCUCCCGACUAACAGUUCUUCUGACGUUUGGAACUCGAUAGUGAGUGUUGCAACUGAGGACAAGCAAUUUUUAAGCACUUCAGCACUCGGCGGUCCCGUUCUGUGACCUUGUGUGGCCUACCACUUUGCGGCUGAGACGUUGUUGCUCCUAGACGUUUCCACUUCACAAUACAGCACUUAUAGUUGACCAGGGCAGCUCUAGCAGGACAGAAAUGUGACAAACUGACUUGUUGGAAAGGUGACAUCCUAUGACGGUGUCACAUUUUAAAGUCACUGAGCUCUUCAGUAAGGCCAUUCUACUGCCAAUGUUUGUCUAUAGAGAUUGCAUGGCUGUGUGCUCUAUUUUAUACACCUGUCAGCAAUGGGUGCGGCUGAAAUAGCCAGAAUCCACUAAUUUGAAGGGGUGUCCACAUACUUUUGUAUAUAUAGUGUAUAUUUCCUUAAUCUAUGGGCCAGAGAUUGCCAUCCAUAAUCUGAAUUUGUAUAUUGAUAACCAAAAAACAAUGACUGAAUGGACCCAUAGCAGGCCUAGUACUUUCCCCUCCAAAAUACAUUGAAAUUAAGGAAUUUAGCUAAGUGGUUAGCCUUUAUUCUUCUAGUUGCUGACACUUCAAAGGUUGUUAUGAGGUGAAUUAUGCAACAGUUAAAAAACUUCUUUUUUUUACCACUUAAUUUUCUGUUAGAGCAUAACAGGUCAUUUUACAGAGACUCUUGAUGAUGAGGUGGAGGUGAAGUGUUCUUUGGAGAACAAUCGCUUUAUACUGUGCGACUGCGAGAAGGGGAGAGGAAUUCCCCUAAAGGUAAUGGCUCAAUGAAACACAUUCAAUUUAAUAAACUGAUAGGUUUAAUUGUUUUAUCAAUUGUGGUCACAUUUCCAUACCUCAGACAGUUGUUGUUUUGUGUAUCCCAUAGAAAUAAUUGUUGGUUGACUGAAAAAGUGUAAUGGAAAAUGUUUGAGUUUAUUUGGUUGAUAUGUUUUUUUCUCAGAGGGCAUCCUUUUGCCCCUUCAAGUAUCUGUCUGUCGCAGAGGCAGCUGCAAUCCCAUUGGACGUUCAGAGCCGCGGAGUGGACGUGGGGGUUGCUAUUCUUCUGCAGUCAGCCAAUCAGAAGGUGUUGUUAACUCGACGGUCGUCCAGUCUUCGCAUUUUCCCCAAAUGUGUGGGUUCCACCAGGUAUGGCAUCAUUCUGCGGAAGUAACCUUUCAAAAUGAAAUGGCAUUCCAUAGGAAGACAUAUUGGGUAACCCAAUUGACCUUACUGAUGUUUCCUGAUAUUGAAACCUUUUUUAUUUCAGGUGGCCAUGUGGAACUGGAUGAGAGGGUAACGUUUCUAGAUGCUAUAGCUAUUAAACAGUGGAAGAUAAAUUAGAUUAUUCCCCAUAAGUGUCUUUGCCUGUGGUUUCAAUCCCCUCAUGGUCUCUGGGGUCAAUUCCCUUUUAGCUCAAUCAAGCUUGUUCUGUGUGUUUGCCUCAUAUCUCUCUUGUUUGUCAGCUCCUGGAUGCGGGGCUGAGGGAGCUGAGGGAGGAGACAGGACUGAAGCUGGACCCUGGAGACGUCUCAGCUCAGCUGCUGGGGCUCUGGGAGGUGUGGAAACCACUGUCACUACACAUCACAUUUCUAGCCCCAGAGAAUAGUUUGUUAAAUAAUAAUAUGUAAAUGCAUUAGAAAAACCUACUGGCCACAAUUCCAUACACAUUUGAUGGUCCUCUGUAGCUCAGCUGGUAGAGCACGGCCAUUGUAACGGCAAGGUAGUGGGUUCGAUCCACGGGACCACCCAUACACAAAAAAAAUGUAUGCACGCAUGACUGUAAGUCGCUUUGGAUAAAAGCGUCUGCUAAAUGGCAUAUUAUUAUUAUAUAAAUUCUGAUUUGUCUGACAGUCCUGUUUGCUCAUGUUGGCUCAAAUGUUUGUUCAUUUUGUCUCUUCACAGUCAGUUUUCCCGCCCAUGCUGAGCAGAGGGAUGCCACAGAGGCACCAUGUGGUCACCUACAUGCUCCUAAACACCUCCCUCACACACCAGCAGCUCCAGGUGUCUGUCUGCCUGCCUGUCUGCCUGCCUGUCUGCCUGCCUGUCUGUCUGUCUGUCUGUCUGCCUGCCUGUCUGGUGUUAUCAUUAAAGGAACACAAAUCAAAGAGAAUGCCUCUGACUCACUAAAGACUAUCUUUGUUCCAGGCCUCUCUGCACCCCGAACCCGCUGAGGUCAGUGGUUGUCUGUGGGUGGAUGCCUCGCUGGUCAAGGCCAUCGUGUCCGCCGUGGACGGAGAGGAGGGUUCUGGAACACCGCAGGAGGGCCUAGCUCCAACCAUAAGGUACAUCACAUCCACAAAGUAAUGUACUCAAAACAUAACAGACAUUAAAAAUAGAUUAUAUACUGUACCAUUGACAAGUAUUUCCUCUGACAUUAAUUAUUUAAUCGGUUUCCUCGUAACAAUGUUGGCAUUUUGUUUCUGUGGUGUUGGUUCUCCAGUGUAUCGGAGGUCUCUCCGGAAGGUGGGCUCAGUGAGUCAGUUCUGCCAUUAUCUGUUUUGUGUAACCGGGCCACGGCUAGCGGAGAGGAUGUGGAGCGGGUAAGCACUGGUACCAAAUAUGCCCUGGAGCUCUGGCUUAAGAACUUGGAGGGACAGGGGACCCGGUGUUAACUGUCUUCACUAAACCCGGACGUCUAGCCCUGUGAUGAAGUGACUUCCUGGAGGAUGACAUCGCUUCCUGGAGUUUGCCUUAACCGGUGAAGGUCACCUAAAGUGAACUAUCAUCUUUUAAAAAAAUAUUGUACGGAUUAACCAAUAAUGAACUUUGGGUGAACUAUCCCUUUAAUAUCAACAGCAACACCUACAAGUCUUAUCUGGCUGUUUGAGGGCUUUGCAUGAGCUAUCAAUUGUGUUGUGUGUAAAAACAGUUUUUAUUGCAAGGAUGUUGUUAGUGAUGAAAUGUGAUGGAACAAAGUGGAUUUACACUGCAGAUGCUUUUAUGAUCAUUAUAUUCCAUUUGCGCCUUCAAGCCACAAGAUGGCAAUGCAUAGCCUACACAGUGAUUUCACAUAUGGAAACGAGCGCGAAAACAAUCAGAAUUCUGAUUUAAGUUUACAUAAUUAUCUUGACUUGUAAAUAAGAAUGUGUUCUUAACUGACUCUCCUGGUUAAAUAAAGGUAAAAUAAA